Molecule: messenger RNA, 1905 nt
Organism: Sarcophilus harrisii (Tasmanian devil)
Lineage: Eukaryota; Metazoa; Chordata; Mammalia; Dasyuromorphia; Dasyuridae
Gene: RTCA
Product: RNA 3'-terminal phosphate cyclase
Exons: 11
Coding region: 355-1455 (366 amino acids)
Biological process (GO): RNA processing
Cellular component (GO): nucleus
Molecular function (GO): RNA-3'-phosphate cyclase activity
Source: RefSeq, a predicted model, not a curated record
CCUCUUUUGAGUUGGACUAGAUAGCCCCCGAAGUUCCUUCCGAUCCUGAAACCUUGAGAUCCGGUCAUUGGGAUGACAUUAGGAUAAAUUUACAGCUUCGGGGAGCGGUCCCUUUAAGCCGCACCGCGUCAGCCGUGGGGAGGGAGGAGGAAAGCAGGCUGCGGAAACACGUAUGCUCGGUGAGCUCUGCCUGGGCUGCGGCGUGGCCUGGCUCCGGUGGGCCUUUCCCCUCCACCUUUAGAGCUGUGGCUCCGCACCGCCCUAGGCUUCAGGCCAGGCCAGGCCAGGGGAGGCCGGUCCUCCUGGUACCCGAGUCGCCAUCUCUCCGAGGCUUUGUUGCCAGGGGCAACCCCCAUGGCGGGGCAGCGGGUGGAAAUCGAUGGCGGCAUCAUGGAGGGGGGCGGCCAGAUCCUGCGCGUGUCCACGGCCCUGAGCUGCCUGCUGGGCCUCCCGCUGCGGGUGCAGAAGAUCCGGGCGGGCCGCAGCACCCCGGGCCUCAGGCCUCAACACCUUUCUGGAUUGGAAAUGAUUCGAGAUUUAUGUGAUGGCCAACUAGAAGGGGCAGAAAUCGGCUCAACAGAAAUAACUUUCACACCAGAGAAGAUCAAAGGUGGAACCCACACAGCAGAUACCAAGACAGCUGGGAGUGUGUGCCUGUUGCUGCAGGUCUCUAUGCCCUGUGUUCUCUUUGCUGCUUCUCCAUCCGAGCUUCGUUUGAAAGGUGGCACUAAUGCUGAAAUGGCCCCACAGAUAGAUUACACCUUGAUGGUCUUCAAACCAAUUGCUGAAAAGUUUGGUUUCAAGUUUGACUGUGAUGUUAAAAUGAGGGGCUACUAUCCUAAAGGGGGUGGUGAAGUAAUUAUCCGAAUGUCACCAGUAAAACAGCUAAACCCAAUAAAUUUAACUGAUCGUGGGACAGUGACCAAGAUAUAUGGAAGAACGUUUGUUGCUGGUGUUUUGCCAUUUAAAAUAGCAAAAGAUAUGGCAGCAGCAGCAGUGAGAUGCAUCAGAAAGGAAAUCAGGGAUCUGUACGUUAACAUCCAGCCUGUUCAGGAACCUAAAGAACAAGCCUUUGGCAAUGGAAAUGGAAUAAUCAUUGUUGCUGAGACAUCAACAGGCUGCUUAUUUGCUGGAUCAUCACUUGGUAAAAGAGGCAUAUCUGCUGACAAAGUUGGAAUUGAAGCUGCAGAGAUGCUGCUGGGAAAUCUGAGACAUGGGGGAGCUGUGGAUGAGUAUCUGCAGGACCAGCUGAUCAUUUUCAUGGCCUUAGCCAGUGGGGUCUCUAGAGUAAAAACAGGACCAAUUACACUCCAUACUCAAACUGCCAUACAUUUUGCUGAACAACUAACCAAGGCCAAAUUUACUGUGAACAAAUCAGAAGAUGAAGAUGAUUCUUCUAAAGAAACUUACAUUAUUGAGUGCCAAGGAAUUGGAAUGACAAAUCCACAUUUGUAGGAUGUUUGCCUUUUUUUUUUUUUUAUGAUACCUCAAUGAUGGAUUGCACUAACUUUCAGUUGAUAAAUAGUACAUGAUGGUGAAUGGGGAGUAAUUUAUCAAAUGAACGAGCUUAAUUUUAGAGAUGAAAGUACAGAGUGUUCUUGGUUUGUUUAGAAAAAGCUUCACCUGAUAAAUCUUUCCAUGAAUGUUUACUGAGAUGUGUAUAAUGAACUGUUAGAAUUCAAGGACAAAUACUUGAGACUGGAAAAUUAAUUUUCUUUAUGAACAUCUUGAAAUGAAGCCUGUAUGUCACCAAAAAGAUGCGUGCUUAUGAAAUGGUUCCUUUCUAUGCUGUAACUUGUACCACGGGAAUGUGCCCUUAAUUAAUUUGUAUCUAAUCUCUGUAUCCAGUUUGCUGAAAUCUGAUCUAAAGAAGACUAAUAAAGCAAUUCUAGGCAAACAAAACCA